AUGUCUGAACAUGCCCCCAGCAGCAACGCUGCCGAGGGCUCUAUCGACCUGUCUCUAUCUGCGCAGGCUCUAGCCUCGUCGUCCCCCGCGGUGCGCAUCGCUGAGCUGCACCUUGUGGGAGAGGCAGCGGCUCGGAAAACAUCUGACGACGAAUUCUCCUCCAAGGCUCUACAGCUCCUCUUCAACACCCAUGCAGCUUACCAGGACCGCGAGUCUCGACUGGCAGCCCAGAAAUGCCUGGUAUCCAUCGUCACGAGAGAGGCCAGUUCCUCAACACUGCAACUAUUAGUGAAAACUCUACGACAAGAGUCCUCGAAGCAGGGUAUUGCUACGUCGAGCGCCUUUGUCUUGGUCGAGUGGUGCAGUGUUCUGCUUCAAAACCUAACCGAACCUUCGUGGAAAGAAUGUGGAAGUGAAAUUCUAUUGGCAUAUGCAGAUGUCCUGGAGAAAUGUUUACGACCGUCUUCGAAGCCUACGCUGGCACACUCAGCCAUAAUAGUCACUCGAAGGGGUUUUCGAAAACUUUUCAGCUCCCCAACCCUGGGGCCCGAGAAUUUAACCGAUGCUGUGACCAAUUUGACGUCCAAACGCAGUACGCCGUCGGCAAAAAACUCUGUUAUUCUCGGAAUCAUUGCCGGAGUUGCUGCUCGUCGGCCCGCAGUACGACCUACGCUGGAAACUCUUAAGCCUCUGUAUUACGAGUUUUACAACCGUGAGAUCCUGGGCUCUAGGACUGCGCUAUCAGGGCACAUUUCCGCCGGACUGGGCGAUUUCUUCUUAAGCUUUGCAACACUUGAUGAACUUCAGACUCAAGUUGCCCCAGUUCUGGAGAAAAGCUUGCUUCGUACACCAGAAGUUAUUUUGGACGGUGUUCUCCAAAGCCUAGUGAAAGAUUUGCCUACCGAAUUUGAUCUCUCAGACUUGCUGGCCGGCAAGCUCCUGAAGCAGUUACUUUCAAAUGUCAAAUCUACCAAUGCUUUGAUACGCGCCGGUGUUCUCUCGUCUUUCCGCGCCAUUAUUGCAAAAUGCCACAACGCAGGCUCAGUCGACCAAAUUAUCGAGGAGAUCGGGAACCCCCUGAAAACGGGCAAGCUGGCCUCCGCUGAUCAGCGCAUUCUUCAUGCAGAAAUGCUAGAAGCUGUUCCCCUGUCUUGCCCAAAUGCCCAAAAGACGACUACUAUUUUGGCAGCCGUUGCUGGCAAGGAAGGAAACGAUGUAGCCUUGGCCGCUGAGACGUUGACACUCUGUCGAGCCAUUAAUGUAUUGAUUAAGGGCGACAGCGAAAUCUCGCAGCCCGUCCUAAGCGCAUUGCUUAAAGGAUUGGCAGACAAGAAGGCAACAACUCGCAAAAUUUGGCUUCUUCGUGUAGCUUCUGUCUUCCGGACCAUAGAUGGCCUAGACCUGAACGCUGCGUUGACCUCGUUCACGGAAGCUGUCAUUCCAAAAUUCAUCGACAAUUUCCGUGAAGUUGUUGCCAACCCUACACUGACUGCCCAGAGUGGGACAAUUGUUGGAGCGUAUAUUCUUACUGCUCUAACCCCUGUUUUGCAACAGUGGUCCACUGGCUCGAAGAUUGAAGCAGAUCUAUUGAAGUUGUCGACGCCAUCUCCUGCUCUAACCUCAUCACAAUCCUUUCUUUUGAACCCCAAAAUAUUCAGUAAGAUUGGAAGUGAGGAAGACUUCGAUUGGUUCCGUCUUGCUUUGUGUUCUGUUGCAGCGGGACUGAGCACAAAUACCGCGAAAGAGAUCGUUCUUGCGUGGUCAGAAGCCAUGAUAUAUAUAGUUACAGUCUCAACUGUACCAUCAAACGUGCGACAAGAAAGUGCAAAAUCCCUCACCUCCCUUUAUGCUCAGAACCCUAGCAUUAUGGCAGAUAUCGUUAUCAAUGGCCUGUGGGCGCAUUUGACGCAGACCAUCAAUGCCGGGGAUAAAGAUUCGACAACUGAGACGCGUGAUUUGAUUAAAGUUAUAAAGUCGAUUUGUAUCAGCUCCAAGGAGUUGGAGGCACUCGGGGGUAGCGCCUCGCAGGAGAUGCUGGAGCAGCAAGCUUGCUCCCUACUCAUUAUCUGCCGUACAGAGCUGAUAUCGCGAGCCAAUUGGAUAGACUCCUGUAUUCGAAUGGGAGUUGACCCUGGAAAACUUGCCGAAAAAUACGCCGACAUAUUACUGAAUGAGAUCAGCGAGCGUACGUCGGUCAAUCAAAAGGUCGAUGUUAUUCGGAUUGCUGCAUACAAUGCAGCAGCAGAAUUGGCCUUCGUUGCUCCAGAAACUAUCAUCCCUCGGCUGAUAGAUCUUAUAACCCAAGAUCUAGAUCCGCAACCGGUAAAGGCAAUUGGACCAGUUGACGCUGCAAUUUUUAGAACCCAAGAAGGUACCUGCUUCGUGGAUGUACUGAGCAAAAAAGGCCAAAACGACACUCCAAAUAAGAAUACCAAGGAUUACGACAUCGUGAAAUGGGAAAAGGAACUGAGAGACCAACUUGAGAAAAAGAAGGGCCCACAAAGAAAGCUCACUGCUGAGGAAACGUCCAAAGUGAACGCUCAGUUGAAGAAAGAGGCUCAGAUACGAGCAUCAGUCCAAUCAAUCGAAGCCAAACUUCUUCGCAGCAUCGGGAUUAUACACUCUUUGGCGGUUGGACCACCCACUGAUGCGUCACUUUGGCUUGGUUCAGCCAUCAACUCACUUCUUGCUGUUAUGGAAGCUGGCGCGAACCUCAUUAUAGGCGAUGCCGCCUCCAAAGUCUACAUCACCUGCGCUGAGAAAGUGAGUUCUAGGCUGGGAGCAACUCGCCCUGCUAUUGGAAUCGCCACACUCAGGCUUCGAGGGCUAUCCUUGGAGGGGACCUAUGGAGACGAAUCACUCGCCGACCUUGCAACAAGGGUACUCUAUCGCCUCCGCUUUGCUGGUGAGCAGCGGCCCUUUGAUGCGGUAUCAUUAAUAUACAUCUUCCCACUCCUCUUUCAUGUCUUGAGAGAGGGGGGUGUUGGAGAGACCUUAGAUGAUCGGGAUACCCAAAUCGUGCUGGCCGUCGAGUUUAUCUCAUUUCACAGCAUUACUUUUGCUGAUGAGUCAAUACCUCGCACAGAACUCCUGGAUGUCCUUAUCCAAUCAAUGCAAAGCCAUGCUCAACAUUACAAAAUCAUCAAAGACUGCUUUUCUGACAUCUGCCGAUGCAUUGCACCUAACAUCACUGCUGAUGAAAUGCUGGUCCUUGCUCGGGGAGUUACGGUACCACAAGCAAACGUCAGAACCGCUGUUUUGCAGUCUAUUAGUGCAGACAUUGAUAUGAGUGAACUCGGCUACAGCAGCGAGAUUUGGCUUGCAAGCCAUGACGAUAUUGAAGAAAAUCAAGAGCUCGGAAUGGAGAUAUGGGAAGAGAGCGGAUUUAAACUCAAUGCUGAGGUGCCCUUACUCAUGGUGCCGUUCUUGAACAGCAAAGAUGGGCAACUCCGACGGGCAGCAGCACGUUCACUUUCGAAGGCAGCGGCAGUUUACAAGGAAAGCCUUCUUACUGUGAUUCCAGCAUUGCAGUCUAUCUAUCUGGAGAUGGCGAAGCCAAAAGUCCAACUUCUUGACGAAUUCGGGAUGCCAAAGAAAAUGGACUUGUCUGACCCAUGGGAAGCGCGGCAUGGUAUAGCAACUGCCAUCAAAGAACUGGCAAACAUCUUAGAAUCUACACAAGUUGGUCCUUUACUCGAUUUUCUGAUCCAGUCUGGACCUUUGGCAGACAAAAAUGCCUCCGUUAGAACGGAAACACUUGAUGCUGCUAUUCGGGUCAUCGAAUUCCAAGGAGGCAACAUAAUUGACGAGCUGAUGAAGAAGUUCGAAACGACCCUGGAGCAGCCUGACAAGAAUAGCGACGAAGUGGAUCGUGUCAACGAGGCGGUGGUUAUUAUGUAUGGUGCCCUGGCUCGCCACCUUCAGCCGGGGGACAAAAAGAUUCCCGUUGUGAUUGAGCGUCUCUUGGCAACCUUGAGUACACCCUCUGAGAUGGUCCAAUAUGCCAUUGCCCAAUGUUUACCUCCUCUGAUCAAAGCCUAUCCGUCAAAGUUGUCCGAAUAUAUACAGCAAAUGAUGCACGAGCUUCUGAACUCCAAGAAGUAUGCCACCCAACGAGGAGCCGCCUACGGUCUGGCAGGAUUGAUCCUUGGUAGCGGCAUAUCUACUAUCAAAGAACUCCGAAUCAUGUCAGAUCUCAGAGGAGCUAUGGAAAAUAAGAAGGAUUCACACCAAAGAGAGGCUGCUCUUUUGGCUUUUGAACUUUUUUCCACUAUGCUUGGCCGCCUUUUUGAACCAUACGUCAUUCAAAUAGUGCCGUUGCUUCUGAGCGGAUUUGGAGAUGCUAAUGCAGAUGUCCGAGAUGCUUGCUUGGCAGCCGCGAAAGCUUGCUUUGGUAAUCUGAGCUCGUAUGGUGUCAAGAAGAUCAUGCCAACGCUUUUGGAGGGACUUGAUGAUCAACAAUGGCGUAGCAAGCGAGGUGCUUGCGAUCUUCUCGGUGCAAUGGCAUACCUUGAUCCAAACCAACUCGCGACCAGUUUGCCGGACAUCAUUCCUCCCUUAACCGGUGUGCUUAACGAUAGUCACAAGGAAGUGAGGGCCGCCGCCAACCGAAGCUUGAAGAGAUUUGGUGAUGUCAUUAACAAUCCAGAAGUAAAGAGUUUGGUGGAUGUGAUUUUGAAAGCUCUCAGUGACCCAACCAAAUACACCGAUGAGGCAUUGGAGUCAUUGAUCAAGGUUCAGUUUGUGCAUUACCUUGACGCCCCUUCUCUGGCCUUGAUCACCCGAAUCCUUCAACGCGGUCUAGGCGAUCGCUCCAACACAAAGCGCAAGGCAGCGCAGGUGAUUGGCAGUCUAGCCCAUCUGACAGAAAAGAAAGACAUUGUCAUGCAUUUACCGGUCCUCGUUUCCGGGCUCAAGAUUGCGGCUGUUGACCCGGUACCAACAACUCGAGCGACAGCAUCCAGAGCUCUCGGCUCCUUAGUUGAAAAGCUGGGAGAGGACGCAUUGCCCAACUUAAUCCCCGAGUUGAUGCAGACUUUGAAGUCGGAUACUGGCGCUGGUGACCGAUUAGGAUCCGCACAGGCUUUGAGUGAAGUCCUAGCAGGUUUGGGCACGAGCAGACUCGAGGAAACCUUGCCAACCAUUCUUCAAAAUGUAGAGUCCUCUAAGCCUGCAGUCCGCGAAGGUUUCAUGUCUCUCUUCAUUUUCCUCCCAGUUUGUUUUGGCAACAGCUUUUCUGCAUAUCUGGGCCGUAUAGUCCCUCCUAUUCUCGCCGGUUUGGCAGAUGACGUGGAGUCUAUCCGCGAAACAGCUCUUCGCGCUGGACGGCUGCUUGUCAAAAAUUUUGCAAUUCGAGCUGUCGAUCUUCUUCUACCUGAAUUGGAGCGAGGCCUGGCAGAUGACAGCUACAGAAUUCGUCUUAGCUCUGUUGAGCUUGUUGGCGAUCUUCUCUUCAACCUCACAGGUGUGAAAGCUGGUGCUGAACCAGGAGACGAGGAAGAUGAGAAUGCCAAAGAGGCAAGUGCUUCCUUGAAGGAAGUGCUUGGGGAAGAGAAGCGAAACAAGAUCUUGUCAACUCUUUAUAUUUGCCGAUGCGACACUGCUGGAGCGGUUCGUUCCGCUGCGAUUUCAGUGUGGAAAGCUCUGGUCCACAGCCCCAGGACAUUGAAGGAGCUGGUGCCAACCCUUACAAGUCUUCUGAUCAAGCGACUUGGAAGCUCCAACAUGGAGCAUAAAGUUAUUGCCAGUAACGCGCUCGAGAUGGGGUUGCAAACUUCAACAGAUACGGAUGCAAAGCAGGGCAUAUGUCUUGCUUUGCGCGAGCUUAUUUCAUCUGCGUCACCAGAAUCUCUUGAGGACCAUGAUAAGACACUCAUUUCUGUUGUCCGCACUGCACUCAUAGACUCAGAUGCGGAGGUUAGAGAGGCUGCCGCCGAGGCGUUUGACUCCCUUCAACAGAUAUUUGGCAAGCGGGCAGUUGAUCAAGUUCUUCCCUUCCUGCUCAAUCUCCUGCGAUCCGAGAAUGAAGCAGAUAAUGCUCUAUCGGCACUUCUCACGCUGUUAACCGAGGCUACCCGGUCCAACAUCAUUCUGCCCAAUCUCAUCCCAACUCUAACAACUCCACCGAUAUCAGCGUUUGAUGCAAAGGCUCUGGCUUCCCUAUCUAAGGUUGCUGGUGCAUCUAUGAACCGCCGUCUCCCCAACAUCAUUCAGUCGUUGAUGGAGAAUGAGAUCAAUUGUAGCGAUGACGAUUUACGUGAGGAGCUGGCGACAUCAUUCGACACCGUGAUUCAGUCGAUUGACGAAUACGAUGGCCUCAAUACCGUGAUGAAUGUUCUUCUCAGUCUCCUUAAGCAUGAAGAUCACCGGCGGAGAGCUGCCACAGCUCGACACAUGGGUAACUUUUUCGCUGUUUCUAGUGUGGACUACUCUCGUUAUAACCAGGAUAUUAUUCGAUCAUUGUUGAAUUCGUUUGAUGACGGAGACUCGGAUGUGGUGAAGGCUUCUUGGGCUGCUCUCGCCGAAUUCACGAAGAGACUUAAAAAGGAAGAAAUGGAAUCGCUCGUUUUGUCAACCCGACAAACACUUCAGCGUGUUGGCGUUGCAGGUGCUAACUUGCGAGGAUUUGAGCUUCCUAAGGGAAUUAGUGCUAUACUGCCAAUCUUCCUACAGGGCCUCAUUAACGGAACUGUUGAUCAAAGAGUACAAGCGGCACUUGGUAUCUCGGAUAUCGUGGACCGUACAAGCGAAGCGUCGCUGAAACCAUUUGUUACUCAAAUCACAGGCCCGCUCAUUCGUGUAGUUUCAGAACGUGCUACAGAGGUCAAAUCGGCUAUUUUGCUCACGCUCAACAACUUACUCGAGAAGAUGCCGACGGCACUUAAGCCGUUCUUACCUCAACUCCAGCGCACUUUUGCCAAAUCUUUGGCGGACACAUCUAGCGAAGUUUUGAGGACUAGAGCCGCAAAGGCUUUGGGGACUUUGAUCAACUACACGCCUCGAAUCGAUCCUUUGAUAACCGAGUUGGUUACAGGAGCAAGGACAACUGAUCCCGGUGUGAAGACGGCAAUGUUCAAGGCCUUGUAUGAAGUUGUCAGCAGAGCUGGCGCGAACAUGGGCGAAUCCUCCAGAUCAGCUAUCCUGUCAUUGAUUGACUCGGACGCUGAUGAGAAAGAUGAUGCCAUGGUAGUCACCAAUGCAAAGCUUCUCGGUGCCUUGAUUAAGAAUGUGGCCGAGGAUGUUGCCAUAAGCCUGCUCCGGAACAGAGUCCUUACUCCUCAGCCAACUCACUCAUCUACCUUGGCUUUGAACUCUGUGUUGGUUGAAUCGCCAAGUAUCUUGCAGUCAAGUGGUAUCAUUGAUGAGCUGCCAAGCUUGCUCUGUGGGGGCAUGAGUGAUAAAAGACCAUAUAUUGCGGACAACUUCAUUCUUGCCACGGGAAAACUUCUGCUCUCAUCACCCCCCAAGUCAUUCGAUGACAUCAAGCAGAUAUUCGACACAUUGGCAGUUGUCAUCCAACCUGGAAAUGCCACAGACUCACGACGGCUGGCGCUGGUCAUUAUUCGAACGUUGAGCAGAAAAAACGCCGAUUUAGUACGACCUCAUGUGCCACUUUUGGCACCACCGAUUUUCGCCAGUGUCAGGGAUCCAGUGAUACCCGUGAAGCUAUCUGCUGAAGCAGCAUUCAUUGAGUUAUUCAGCGUCGCAGAUGAAGAGGGCCGGAUAUUUGAUAACUAUAUGGCGGGCCCGGGCAAUGAUCUACCGCCAAAUGUUAAGAGAAGCAUGGGCGACUACUUCAAACGAGUUGCCAUGAGGCUUGGCGUCCAAGCUCGAGAGCGGAGGGAGGCCGAAGUGCACGUGAACCCACAAACUUUGAGCAGAACUGCUACGAGCCUCUGGAAAUUCUGGCCUCGUAAACCCUCCCCCCAAACUUCAUCCAACCUCAUCGCCAUCGAGGGCCGGCCAUCAAUACCGAAAUUAUUCAAGAUGGUCAACCUGCGAACUCAGAAGCGCCUUGCCGCGUCGGUCAUUGGCUGCGGCAAGCGCAAGAUCUGGCUUGAUCCCAGCGAGCAGAGCGAGAUUUCAAACGCCAACUCUCGCCAGACCAUCCGAAAGCUCGUCGCCGAUGGCCUCAUUAUCCGAAAGCCGGUGACGAUGCACUCGCGAUCCCGCGCCCGCGAGCUCAACCUGUCCCGAAGAGAAGGCCGACACCGUGGAUUCGGUAAGAGAAAGGGUACUGCCGACGCUCGUAUGCCCACUCAGGUCCUCUGGAUGCGCCGCCUUCGAGUCCUCCGACGCCUCCUGGUCAAGUACCGUGCCAGCGGCAAGAUCGACAAGCACCUCUACCACGAGCUCUACCACCUGAGCAAGGGUAACACAUUCAAGCACAAGCGUGCUCUGGUUGAGCACAUUCACCGUGCCAAGGCCGAGAAGCAGCGUGAGAAGGCCCUUAAGGAUGAGAUGGACGCCAAGCGUGCGAAGACCAAGGCUGCCCGUGAGCGCAAGUUGGAGAGAGUGGCGGCAAAGCGAAAUGCCCUGCUGGCGGAUGACGAGUAA
This is a messenger RNA of Trichoderma breve, 8556 nucleotides long. RefSeq names its product ribosomal protein l19e domain-containing protein. NCBI's taxonomy places the organism in Eukaryota, Fungi, Ascomycota, Sordariomycetes, Hypocreales, Hypocreaceae. Gene Ontology annotation, cellular component: cytosol; ribosome; cytosolic large ribosomal subunit. Gene Ontology annotation, biological process: translation; regulation of translation; cellular response to amino acid starvation. The transcript is spliced from 8 exons. The record is from RefSeq and is a predicted model, not a curated record. Gene Ontology annotation, molecular function: structural constituent of ribosome; protein kinase regulator activity. The coding region runs from base 1 to 8556 and encodes 2851 amino acids.